This is a messenger RNA of Mobula hypostoma (lesser devil ray), 1824 nucleotides long. Its product is annotated as olfactomedin-4-like. Gene Ontology annotation, biological process: signal transduction. NCBI's taxonomy places the organism in Eukaryota, Metazoa, Chordata, Chondrichthyes, Myliobatiformes, Myliobatidae. The record is from RefSeq and is a predicted model, not a curated record. The transcript has 6 exons. Bases 135 to 1532 code for a protein of 465 amino acids.
CUGAUACACAUGUGAUCUCAUGCCUAUAUAACCCAGGAAUAGCCUCUGAUGAACCACUCAUUGCUCUGGGUAUCAACGCUUCAAGAGGCUUGCUGCUCGUUCCUUACCUGCUGACAGGUGUGUUUGAAGGAAUAAUGGCAACAUUGAUCCUGCUGAUGAUUUUAGCUCUUCUGGAGCCCUCUGCACAGAUGUCUGUUUCCACGGCUGUCAAUGGAACAGUGAACAGUGAAGGACAAUGUGUCUGUACAGUGAUAUUGCCUGAUAACACAUUCCCAGUGGAAAAAAUGGAAUAUUUGGAAACAACAACAACAGAGCUGAGUAUCAGUAUCCAAAGUGAGAUCACCAAGGUACAACAAUACACACAGAUUAUCUCAGUCCACAUCGUGAAGCUGCGAAAUCUGACCCAGCGAGUAGAGAAUAUCGAGGCAGGAGGGUCCUACACCCAGCUUGACUUUGAGCUGCUCAAACUUGAGAUCCAAGAGCUAGUGACGCUCACCAAUCAGCUGAAGGUCACGAUCAACGGAAGCAACACCAUCAUUGACCAACUUUACAUAGAGAUUCAGAACAUAUCAAUCAUCGUGCACCAGUUGGAAUCAUACGACAAGAACAAUGUCCUGCAGAUCCGCAAGGAGAUUACAGCACUGAAGGAGCGACUGGCAGAAUGCGAGAAGAACCGGGUUCCAACAACCCCUCCACCGAUUGAUUACGGGAGCUGCAAUCAUGAUGGUAUACUCAAUGUGACUGAGCCUUUCGUGACACAGCUGAACUGGCUGGGAUUUAGUUAUAAGUUUGGAGGGUGGGGCAAAGACCCCACUCCCCUUCCCUCUAAAAACCAGCUGUACUGGGUAGCACCACUCGUCAAUGAACAAAGGCUCGACAAGUUUCGGAUCUACUCUUCAUACGACGAUUUACUGCUCUACAGGAAUCCAAUUGAGAAAACACUUGUGAUUCCAGGACGUUACCCCAACUAUGGAAACACAGGGCAGGGAAGCGGGAUGGUCUUGUACAAUAACACCUUGUAUUACAACUGUUACAAUACUAGGGACAUGUGCAGGGUUAAUGUAGACACGGGGACCGUGCAGAGAGUGACCCUGACUGAUGCUGUCUUCAAUAAUAGGUUCUCAUAUCAAGGUGCUAAAUACCAGGACAUGGACUUUGCUGUGGACGAAACUGGCCUGUGGGUCAUUUACUCCACCGAUGAAAAUGCUGGGAACAUGGUUAUCAGUAAAAUUAACACAACAUCCUUCACUGUGGAGAGGACAUGGGUCACUAGACAGUUCAAACCUGGUGUGACCAAUGCCUUUAUGGUCUGUGGGGUGUUGUAUGCGAUUAGACCAGUGAGCACACGGGUGGAGGAAAUUUUCUAUACAUUUGAUACCAGAACUGGUGAGGAAGGUACACUUGCGAUAAAGAUGGAUAAAGUGAUGGAGAUUUUACAGAGUGUUAGCUACAACCCCUCUGAUCAUAAACUGUAUGUCUACAAUGAUGGCUACCAGGUGACUUAUGAUGUGAUAUUCAAACCUGAUCAAUAAUCAGGUACCACUUGAUCACCUGAAACCACGAGCAAAGUGAUCAGCAGAGGCGACAAAUCAUUGGGAAAUCAGGGUCUGAAUUUGAAUUUAUAUUUAGCUUCCAAAUUAAUGUUAAAGUUAGAACAGCAAAACAAAUACUGCUGAAAACUGAUAAUACUCCAUGCCUUGCAAGUUAGGAUGAAUUCUAUUUUAAUCUGUCACUAUCACUAAUUAUCAGAUGUAAUGUAAUGUCCUUAUAGAGAAAUUAUUUUGCAAAACACCACAAAUUGAUUAAUAAAAGCAAAAUCUACAA